This is a messenger RNA of Chrysemys picta bellii (western painted turtle), 3715 nucleotides long. It is a transcript of the gene SLC2A4, whose product is annotated as solute carrier family 2 member 4. The record is from RefSeq and is a predicted model, not a curated record. Lineage: Eukaryota; Metazoa; Chordata; Testudines; Emydidae. Gene Ontology annotation, biological process: cellular response to insulin stimulus; D-glucose transmembrane transport. Gene Ontology annotation, cellular component: perinuclear region of cytoplasm; endomembrane system; membrane.
AAGCAGAACUGAAAGCAGAUGAUGGUAGGGGAAGCGAACGGGCCACGCUUAGUCAGAGGACAGGGGGAUCGUGUGAGCUCGCACGCACGCUGCGAAAUCCGUACGUGUUUGUACAACCGGGGGGGCACCUUACCCCUCUUCCGUCGUGCGAGGCAGUGCAAGCCCCCUCUGGGGUUGCACGAGGCUUUGCCUCCUUUCCGUAGCCAUGCAGAGGCGGGGCAAACCUGGGCACCGUUGCACGGGGGUGGGUGUGCAACGCUUUCAGUGUUUGCCCUGGGGCUUUGCACACCUGUUGCUGCAAACUACCCUGCAGCGGUGCCGGGAGGGCAGGGAGGGAUGGGGUCCCGCCCCCCACGGCUCCCCGGGGAUGCAGGGAGCUCACCAGCAGGGGGCGCCCCUUGUGUCUCCGCAGGAGGACGAAGUCCCGCCCCAAGCCGGGCCGGGGAUAACCUCGACCCUGGUGCUGUCGGUCUUCACAGCUGUGCUGGGGUCCCUGCAGUGCGGGUACAACAUCGGUGUGAUCAAUGCCCCCCAAAAGAUCAUCGAGCAGAACUAUAACGCCACCUGGCUGGCGCGGCACAACGCAUCCAUCGACCUCGCCACGCUCACCACCCUCUGGUCCCUGUCGGUCGCCAUCUUCUCCAUCGGGGGCAUGAUCUCCUCCUUCCUGGUGGGGGUCGUCUCCGAGUGGCUGGGCAGGAAGCGGGCCAUGAUUAUCAAUAACGCCCUGGCCUUCCUGGGCGGGGCCCUCAUGGGGCUGGCCAAGCUGGGCUGCUCCUACGAGAUGAUGAUCCUCGGCCGGUUCCUGAUUGGUGCCUACUCAGGGCUGGUUUCUGGCUUGGUCCCCAUGUACGUGGGUGAAAUUUCCCCCACCCACCUGCGGGGGGCGCUGGGGACCCUGCACCAACUGGCCCUAGUCAUCGGGAUCCUCAUUGCCCAGGUGUUCGGGCUGGACUCCCUCCUCGGCACCCCCGAGCUCUGGCCCCUGCUCCUGGGUCUGACCGUGGCCCCCUCGGCCCUACAGCUGGUCAUGUUCCCCUUCUGCCCCGAGAGCCCCCGGUACCUCUACAUCAUCCGCAACAAGGAGUCCAAGGCCAAAGAGAGUUUGAAGCGGCUGACGGGGUGCAGCGAUGUGAGCGAGGCCCUGACAGAGAUGAAGGAGGAGAAGCGGCGCAUGGACAUGGAGCGCAAGGUCUCCAUCACCCAGCUCUUCCGCUGCCGGAUCUAUCGCCAGCCGCUGCUCAUCGCUGUGGUGCUCCAGCUGUCCCAGCAGCUCUCCGGCAUCAAUGCGAUAUUCUAUUACUCCACCAGUAUCUUUGAGUCAGCCGGGCUGGAGCAGCCGGUGUUCGCCACGAUCGGCGCUGGGGCCAUCAACGCCGCCUUCACCAUUGUCUCGCUGUUCCUGGUGGAGCGGGCAGGCCGCCGGACACUGCACCUGGUGGGGCUGGGAGGCAUGAUGGUUUGUGCCGUGGUGAUGACGGUGGCGCUGGUGUAUCUGGAUCGGGUGCCGGCCAUGAGCUACAUCAGCAUGGUGGCCAUCUUCGGCUUCGUGGCUUUCUUCGAGAUCGGGCCAGGGCCCAUCCCGUGGUUCAUCGUGGCUGAGCUGUUCAGCCAGGGGCCCCGCCCGGCGGCCAUGGCGGUGGCCGGGAGCUGCAAUUGGACCUGCAACUUCAUCGUCGGCAUGGCCUUCCAGUCCAUGGCGGACGCCUGUGGGCCGUACGUCUUCCUCAUCUUCGCGGCCCUCCUCCUUGGUUUCUUCCUCUUCACCUACUUCAAAGUCCCUGAGACGCGGGGCCGGACCUUUGAUCAGAUUGCGGCCGCGUUCCGACGCACCGCGUCUCUGUUAGACCACGAAAUCAAACCCUCCACCGAGCUGGACUGUCUGGGGCCAGAGGACAACGUCUGACCUGGGGCGGGAGCGAUCGGCCAGAGAGAGAGACACACGAGGAAUGUAACCGUAACCCAGCACUUUAACGACACAGCGAGGUUUAGAGAUUUUUAGGUUAGUUGUUUUGUUUUUAGCUUUAUGGGUUUUAUUUUUAAGAUUAUAUAUAUAUAUAUAUAUAUAGAGAGAGAGAGAGUGUGUGAUUGUGUUGCGUGUGUGUGUGUGUGUGUGUGUCGGAGGCACGGAGAUAAAGAUGUGUUGGGAGCUGCGGAAGGAGCUCGGUUAAGUGACAAAGGAAGGGGAACCUGGAGGAGAACCCAGCUGAGCUGGGGGCACGCUCUUGGAAUCGGAGGCGGGGAAAAGACCUCCCCGAGACCAUAUCCAGCAGCUGGAACAGAUGUUCAGGCAUUCCCGAACAUAGGACACUAGUAGGCUCCAGAACUGUUGACUGAAUGGUUCUGCGUCGAUUCAGGGACAGGAGACUUUUCUAUCGCUGAGAAGGUAGAAGGAGAAUGCAAAACUCCGGUGGAGUUCUUUCGAUCCUACCGAACGGUCCCCCCGCCGUCAACGGAGUUGAGCCAAAGGGCCACAACGAGCAUGACCUCCUCACGUGCUCUAACACUGAGAGCUAGAAAGGUUGGAGCAAGAAGGCCAGGCGUCAUGGAUGCCGUCAAACGCCGUGACUCCGUCGCUGAAUGGCAAGGCUCCUACGGGCAGGAGCUGUGGCUCUUUGCCCUACACAUGGUCCCUGUAGUCCAGUGGCCCGUCUCCAAGAGUGGACAGCACUACAUCCCUUGGAGGAAACCUUUCAGCGAUACAGAGGAGUCACCUCUUAACUCCCCAUGGCUGGCGAUUGACUCCUACUGGCAAAUAUCAUGAGAACUUCCAUCCUUCUCCAUCCAAGCCCGCGGAGCGGGAUUUCCUGGAUGCUCUGACCUGGGACAUCCCUUCCCGUCCAUCUUCUGAGGUUUGUAGGAGAUCUGAGGGGACCUCACCACUCUUCCUGGAAAGCGAGCGUCAAGAGAAGACAGUCAACUCAUCUUUGGAGGAGAACUGGUUGCGAAGGGCUGACAAGGGAGGGGGGGAAGCUAUCGCCCAAGGUGGGGAAGCUUUUGAGAAAGGGUGCGUUGGGUUUUGUGAACUGCAGUCCGUACCAGUUGCAAGUCAACACAGAAUGUGGGACAUCCGCUCCACAGCUCAUGUCUAUAGGGACAAGGAAUGGCCCAAUUGGAUCAGACCCAUGGUCCACCUAGCCCGCGAUUGUGUUUUAACAGGAUGGUGUCCUCAGCCUUGCAUGCAGAGGACAAGAUGCUAGGAAGACUCUGUGCUCAGCAGUCCAGGACAAUUUGCUAGUUAAAGAUGGUGGGAUCGUUAGUUGGUUGGUUGAUUAUUUUUAAGAAGGCCGUAAAUACAGAAGCAGCCAGAACAGGAUUGUUAAAAUUACUGCUCUCCAUUUUGUCUGCUAGCUGACUGAUGGAAGUCUGAAGAAAGCCAGUUGAGUUGGCCUACAAAGACCAACCUUGCUAAAAUGUUAGUGAUUAGACCCGGCACUCCAUCAUGCCACGUGUUUGGGGUGGGACAAAGGAAGAACCUGUUGAAACAGAUGACAGGCACAAGAGAUCAAUAGCUGUGCUUGAAGACAGUUUAUGGACGAACCCAGGAAGCUUCUGAACGGUUAGUAGGAUCUGAGGGAGUUAGUUUUGUAAUUAACGGAGGUGUUUGUCUUAAUGUCAGGGACAUAUGGAGAGGCAUUGGCACAUCGUGAUCUUUUGUAUUUCAGCGAGAAGAAUGUAAGUAAUUCUUUGUAUAUAAAGGACGGCAUCAAACAGG